This is a messenger RNA of Saccoglossus kowalevskii, 2627 nucleotides long. RefSeq lists its product as uncharacterized. The record is from RefSeq and is a predicted model, not a curated record. Lineage: Eukaryota; Metazoa; Hemichordata; Enteropneusta; Harrimaniidae.
AUGGCGUCCACAGUGUGGUGUGACUAAAAUUUCAGGAGAGAAAUCAGUUAUUUUUACUCUAUUGCUAUCGUCAGAAAGAUCUAUUGAGGGUCAUACAGCAAGAGUAACACAUUAGGUUUUGGGUUAUUUAUGUAGUGGUCGAUUCUGGCCGCUUUUUCAGGUAAAACUUUAGGUCGAUUAAUGAAAAGUAAUUAGGAAACAGUUUUUGAUAACCAAACAAGAUGUGGUCAAAUCCACAAUGGCAGGCCAGCCAGGGACAACAUUGGCCCAUGCAACAAAGUGGAGAAGUGGACUGGGCUGUCUUAGCACAGCAAUGGAUCCAAGCUAAAGAAGCCCAUGAGAAGGGAGAACAAGUCCCAGAUGGAGCACAACCAUCAGAAGGUGGACAAAACGGUGCUGUUGCAUCACAUUUCAAUCCAGCGAAUAUGCAGUAUGGCUGGGGACCAGGUUGGCAGCAGCCUGUCGGUGGCUGGCCUCCAGCUGCCACUGAAGCCAAAGAUGGUCAUCCACAGACAUUUGAUUAUGCCCAUGGAGUACAGACUUUUAACCAUAAUCACGGGCAACAACCGGUAGCAGCAAACUUUCAGCUGCAAAGUUUUGAUUACAAUCACCAGUCAAUGGAAGGGGAAGGCGGCGGCACUGGUGAGGUUGCUCCACCUGGUGCUAGCCAGUUUACUAACUUUCAACAGUAUGGUGGUCCAGGCGAAUUUAACCAAUAUUGGAGUGGUGAAGAUAGUAGGGGGAGUCAGUCAGACGCUGUCCCAAGCAGAGAAUAUAGUAGUAGAGAUAGGAGAGACAGAACACCUCCAGUGGAAUCUUUACCUCUGGUACUAGACGCAGCAAAAAGGAAAACUCUACCAGCGUGGAUCAGGGAGGGCUUGGAAAAGAUGGAAAAACAGAAACAGAAAAAAAUAGAGAAGGAAAAAGACCAAGCAGAAAGGAAGGCUAGGCUAGAAGCUCAGAAAAAAGCUGAACACGAUCUUAUUAAUGAAGCUAGAAUAUCAAAAGGAUUACCUCCUAAAUCAAAAUAUGAUUCAGAUGAUGAAUCUGAUAAAGAAACAAAUAAAGAAGACAAAACGAACCACAGUGAUGAUGAGAGUGAGAAAGAAGAAAAUAAUCACUCCUCUGCAAACUCGCCGUCAUCCAGAAUGAAAAAAAGUCGGUUUGAGUCCCCGCCUCCUGAAGCGGAACCCAAAAGUGAACUUGAAAUACAACAAGAAAUGGUGGCUAAAACCCGUCGUCUCUUAACUGAAGUGUUAUUAGAAGUGACAAAUGAAGAGAUUCAGAGCGUGGCUGAAGAAGUGCACAAAAAAGCAAGAGUCAGAGCACCUGCAAAGCAACUAGCCCAGUCAAGUGCACUGGCUUCUAUCACCGGGCUUGGUGUGGCUGGUUAUGGGUCGGCAAGUAGUGGGGAAGACAGUGAAGAUUCAGACAGUGAUGAGGAAUUACAGCAAACAAUAAGACAAAAACAAUUAGAGUUUUCAAAGAAACAUCCACCGGCUCAAGAUUCCGGUGAAGAUGAGGAGGAUCAUUCUCCAAAAAGGAUUCGUAAUGAUGAUGAAAAUAGUAGAGAUUCUGAUGAAAAAAAUAUUAGUAGCCCAUCUAAGUCAUUCUUACUUGGUACAGACAACUAUGAUAAAAAUAGCAUACCAUUUUUAGAGUCUUCCCUAAAAAGUCCGGAUAUCAAAAAAGAAUCCGGCGCAACUGGAAACAGUGGAAAGUCUAGGGACCGAAAACAUUCCAGGAGAAAACUUGAUUCAGAUUCUGAUAGUAGGUCACGAUCAAGUAGUAGUACAGGCAGUAGCAGCAGUGGUAGUGAUAGUAGCAGUACUAGUAGGUCUGACAGUGAAGAAACAAACUAUAGUAGAAGCAAGCAUAGGUCUAGGGAUAGGGACUACCAAUAUGACAGAGAUAGACAGAAAAGGAGAGACCAUCGUGAUAGAAGUCAUCGAAGGCGUAGUAGAAGUCGUGAUCGGUACAGGAAGCGAGGUAGCGAUAGGUCUAGGGGUCAUGAUAGGUAUAGAAGUGAUAGUGAAGAAUCAACGUCGAGAUAUAGAUCAAGUAGGAAAUCUCGUAGACAUAGUAGUAGGUAUUCACGGUCUCGUAGUAGGUCCCCGAGGCGGAGUUCCUAUCGUUCUCAUCGCGGUAAAUCAAAUUCCCCAAGUAAUAGAAAAAAACGGAAACAUAAAAAAGAAAAGCGACAUAGUAGAAGUCGCUCAUAUGAUAGUCGUUCGCCUUCAAUAGAAAGUGAAAAUUCGUCCUCCAGACGUAAAGGAAAGUCCCAAAAGACAAAGAAAAGGAGUGGUUCUCGCUCACCCAAGUCAUCCAAAGGCAACAAAAAGAGAUGUUCACACUCACGAGAAAGUUCAUUUGAGAAGUCACGGGGAAGCAGGUCUGGUAAGAAGUCAAGUCGCAAACACAAGUCUAGAUCCAGAUCAAGGUGGCUAUCAUCUUUUUACCUUUCAUUUCUUGGCAAAAUAAAUUUCACCUUCUGCUUGCGAUUUAAAUCCCCAUCAGCUGAUGCAAGGUUAACUAUUCGCACCUAUGUCUUAUUUUGGCGACAAAAUGCAAUAAGUAAACUAUCCCUCUGUAUGAAUAGGUUAAACUUGCACCAGUCUACAUGUUGA